Molecule: messenger RNA, 312 nt
Organism: Paramecium primaurelia
Lineage: Eukaryota; Ciliophora; Oligohymenophorea; Peniculida; Parameciidae
Source: the annotation of a GenBank genome assembly
AUGAAUAUUUAAGCAUAUUCAAUGGCAAUGACAAGUGAAAAAGUUUUAAAAACUUAAGGAGAUAGUUCAGAAAAUGUGAUACCAGAUUCUGAUUAAGAAGAUAGUUUGUAGAGUCCCAUUUUAAAGGAAACACCAUCCUCAUCAUCCAAACCUCUCAAACAUAUACGAUUUAGUGGAACAAAUUAAUUAUGUUAUUUUCAUAAAAGUGGCAAAAAAGAUCUCUCACCAUCACCAACUAGAAAAAGUUAGCAAUCUAUUUAAUCAAUACUCAAAAAUAAAGAAAAAGUAAUUUUCUUCACAAGUGAAAAAUGA